Messenger RNA from Lodderomyces pseudojiufengensis, 1314 nucleotides. RefSeq lists its product as uncharacterized. NCBI's taxonomy places the organism in Eukaryota, Fungi, Ascomycota, Pichiomycetes, Serinales, Debaryomycetaceae. Bases 1 to 1314 code for a protein of 437 amino acids. Gene Ontology annotation, molecular function: transmembrane transporter activity. Gene Ontology annotation, cellular component: membrane. The record is from RefSeq and is a predicted model, not a curated record. The transcript is spliced from 2 exons. Gene Ontology annotation, biological process: transmembrane transport.
AUGGUAAAUUGGAAUAAAUUUAUUCCUAAUGGGAAUCAAAAGACUAUAGAUUAUGGUCCAUCCGAUGGUUCAAAUACAUCUAUAAAUUCAAAUUCAUCAACUUCACCAUUAAAUAAAACAGGAGAUACAAAAUUUCAUCAAGUCGAAAUUGAUGAAACUCCUGAACAAUAUAUUGAUAUAUCAGUUAAUUUAACACCAGAAGAAUUAGAAAAAAGAGAUAAAUCAUUAUCAUUUAAAAUUAAAAGAUUUUUUUGGGAUGGAACUGGUAAAAAUCCAAUUGAACAAUCAUAUUUAUUAAAACUUGAUUUCUUUCUUUUAUCAUCUUCAUGUUUAGGAUAUACUGCAAAAUAUUUAAAUCAAUCAAAUAUUACAACUUCUUAUGUUAAUGGAAUGUCAGAAUAUUAUAAUAUGAAUAAAAAUCAAUAUAAUUAUAUGGUCACAAUGUUUACAAUUGGUUAUAUAAUAUUUCAAAUUCCAUUAGGUUUACUUAUGCAUCGUGUUAGUCCAAGAUAUUAUUUUGGAAUUACAAUUAUGAUUGUUAGUUGUUUAACUUUAGCAAUGAUUGGUGUUAAAAGAGAUAAUAUUAGUGCCUUAUAUGCUUUAAGAUUUCUUAUUGGAAGUGCAGAAAGUAAUUAUUUUAGUGGAACUGAAUAUAUUUUAGGAUCAAAUUAUGGAACAACUGAAUUAGCAAAAAGAAGUGCUUAUUUUCUGAUUGCUUCUGGAUUAGCAGGUAUUAUUACUCCACUUUUACAACAAGCUAUUAUUAAGACUUUUAAACAUUCUUCAUUAGAACCUUUUCAAAUAAUGUUUGUAUUUGAUUUCAUGAUUAGUUUUGUUAUUGGAGUAUAUACAGUGAUUGUUCAUCCAGGUAUACCUAAAGUAAAUAAAAAGGAUACAUUUUAUUUCUCAGAAAGAGAUGUAUUAGUUGGAUUAGAAAGACGUAGGUUAUUAAAAGCUGAAUUAAAUACUAAACAAUCUUAUUCAUGGGCUAAAAUUAAAUCAUUUUUCAAUACCUAUCAUCCUUUUAUUUUCAGUUUAAUCAACAGAAACCCCUUGAUGGUCAGCGACGACUUAAAACGAAAUUUUGUCAUUUUGGUGACGAACACACUUGCUUACGUGACUUCGACGAUAUCAAUUGCUGUCUGGGACACUAAAUAUCAGCCGGAGUACUUUAUUGGUUUUACAUAUACUGCUUGUUUGUCUGCAUUAGGGUUGAUCGUUACUGCUGUCGUUCAUUUUUUGAUUAAAAGAGAUGAAAAAAAAGCAAAGUUGUUGGAAGAAUCGAAGGAGGCUUCUUCGAUUGAAAGUAUUUAG